Molecule: messenger RNA, 1855 nt
Organism: Anneissia japonica
Lineage: Eukaryota; Metazoa; Echinodermata; Crinoidea; Comatulida; Comatulidae
Product: probable DNA polymerase
Exons: 2
Coding region: 74-1684 (536 amino acids)
Biological process (GO): DNA replication
Molecular function (GO): nucleotide binding; DNA binding; DNA-directed DNA polymerase activity
Source: RefSeq, a predicted model, not a curated record
UGGCGGAGAAAAAGUUUUCGGACUAUAUCAUGUUGAUGGUGCGUGCGUUACGUCUAAAAUUAUAUUUGAAUUCAUGGGGUGUUUAUUCCAUGGGUGUCCAAAAUGUUUCAGGCCUGAAGCAGAAAACCCAUUUACGAAAGAACCUAUGAUUGAAAGCUUCAUAAAAACUAAUAAAAAAUCUAGUUUCCUUAAACAACAGUUCCCCGACUUUGAAUACGUCGAAAUGUGGGAGCACGAUUGGGUUAAAAUUAAGGCCGCAUUAACUCCCGAAGAAAAAUGUCAGCUCUUUAACGUUCCGUAUAUUAGACCUAUAUUGAAUCCAAGAGAUGCUUUUUUUGGAGGAAGGACUAAUGCGACUUGUUUGUAUUAUCAGGUAAAACAGGAUGAAGAAAUUCAUUACGUGGAUUUUACUUCUCUGUAUCCGUACGUUAAUAAGUACGGAACUUAUCCAAUUGGGCACCCCGAAAUAAUCGCAAACAAAAAUAUGUCCACUGACAUUAAUGAUUAUUUCGGUAUAAUCAAGUGUACUAUUGAAGUACCAAAACAAUUGCUCCAUCCUGUCUUACCUUAUCGUACAAACGGUAAAUUAACGUUUCCAUUGUGUAAAACAUGUGUGGAAGCGCAGCAGCAAACAGCGUGUAAUCACACAAAAACCGAGAGAUCGUUUACAGGUACUUGGGUUACGACGGAAGUGUCGAAGGCCGUGGAAGUUGGAUACACAAUAGAAAGAGUACACAUUGCGUGGCAUUUCACCGAGAAAAGCGUCUACACCCCAGAUACACCCUCGUCGGGAUUAUUCACCGAGUAUAUCAAUACCUUUCUAAAAUUGAAACAGGAAGCAUCGGGAUGGCCAGAAUGGUGUAAAACUCCGGAAGAUCAAGAAAAAUAUAUUAACGAUUACAAAUCUGUAGAGGGUAUUACUCUAGAAAAAAAUAAUAUCAAAUACAAUCCGUGUUUACGAUCUCUAGCCAAACUAAUGCUAAAUAGUUUUUGGGGUAAAUUUGGCCAAAAAGAAAAUUUAACGAAAACAAAAUAUACACAGGAACCGAACGAUGUAUACGAUAUUCUAACCGAUCCUCAGGUAAUUGUUCACGAUAUAAAUUUUAUCAACGAUAACCUAGCUGAGAUUAAAUACGAAAACGAAGAACAGUUUGUAGAUGUUAACAGAAAAGUUAAUGUCGCAAUAGCAGCAUUCACAACGGCAUCAGCUAGGUUAAAGUUGUACGAUCUCUUAGAGAAAUUACAAGAGCGUGUUUUGUACUACGACACAGACAGCGUAGUAUACGUGACAAAGCCUGGGGAGUGGAACCCCCCACUCGGUGACUAUUUAGGUCAGUUAACGUCCGAAAUUGAUCCGAAGGAGGGAAAGUAUAUCUCAUGCUUCGUGUCGGGUGGCCCCAAAAAUUAUGCAUACAAAUUAGAUUCGGGAAAAACCGUUUGCAAAGUUAAAGGUUUAACCUUAAAUUUUGCAAACUCUAAAAAAAUUAACUUUGAAACUGUUUCUAAUAUUGUGAAAGGUAUAGGUCCUGAUAUAAUUAAGACUUUUGAAUCUAAUCGUAUCACUCGAAAACCAAAGACGCGUAAAAUUGUUAACGAAACCUCUACAAAAGAUUAUCGCAUCGUGUAUGAUAAACGAAUAAUAAUUGAUAACUUUAAAACUUUACCAUACGGUUACGUAUGGUAGAGCAGCUUUUCAUUUAUUUACUAAUUUACAUUCGCAUAAUAUUGUUUUAAAGAACUAUGAUUUUUCUGUAUUUAUUUGUAGUUUAAGAAUUUUGAUUUCACAUAAAUUAUUUAUUAGUACCUUGUUUUAGCUCGAGAUUGUUAAUAUAUUAAAUUUUAUAUUAUAUUUUAA